CCCAAACUAAAUGGCAUUGCCCUACUACUACUACUUUUCCUUCUCCUUUUUCCUCUUAGUAUCAAUUGUUACUCCACAUGAACUUUCUCUUGUACACAGUCAAGAUCUCUUCCCCCUACUCUCCUUUAAGGCCUCCGCCGAUCCUCGUGGCGUUUUGAGAACUUGGGUUGGUCUCAAUCCAUGCUCUGGGUCUUGGAUAGGUGUCAAAUGCUAUCGAAGUAGAGUUGUUGCCAUCUAUCUCGACAAUUCAUCGCUGGUCGGAAGUGCAACCCCACUUCUUCUUGGCCUAGGCCAACUUCGAAUACUUAGCCUAAGAAGAAAUGCUCUCAAUAGCACUAUUUCACUUUUAACUAACCUCACAAACCCGAACUUACGACAUCUAUCACUCUCUCACAAUCAAUUUAGUGGCACACUCAAUAUUACACUCCCUUCUUUACUCUCCUUUCGCGCUGAGCACAACAACUUCUUUGGUGGGUUAGAAGGACUAAAAUUGCCUAAAAUGAAGGACUUGAAUAUUUCAAACAACAACUUCGUUGGUGAAAUUUCCUUUGGCCUUUCUAAAUUUCCAAGAUCAUCUUUUGAAGGGAAUUUAGCUCUUUGUGGUUCGCCUCUUUCUAGUUGCAUCGAUUCCUUACGACUCUCUAAUGAUUCAACCAACACUAGCUCAUCUCCAAAUAUUUCUUCAAUGACUAGUGCUAGUUUUUGCUCUAGUAGAAGCUUAACUAAAUUUGGUAUUACCGCACUCUUAGCCAUCGGUAUAGGUGAUAUAUUGGUCAUUUCGAUCUCUCUUGCUAUUGUAAUAGGAUUGUAUAUUUGGCUAAGGAAGAAGCUUUUGAUCCCUCCAAGUUCUACUACUAGUAACCUUCGUGUAAUAGAAUCAGAUCGCGGAUACAGCGAAGAGAAGGAAAAGAAUGGUGGAUUAGUAUGCUUUGAAGGAGGGGAGGAGCUCAAGUUGGAAACUCUUCUAAAGGCUUCAGCGGAAGUUCUGGGGAAAGGGGUAUCAGGGAGUACAUACAAAGCAAUAUUAGAUGACGGAAUUAUCGUCGCGGUUAAGCGGCUCAGCGCGUUGCAAUUUCCGUCAUAUGGAAAGAAUUUCGAUAAGCAUAUGCAUGCAAUUGGAAGGCUUAGGCACAGUAAUGUAGUGAGCCUGAGAGCUUAUUGCAAUGCAAAUGGGGAGAGGCUCCUCGUGUAUGACUGCAUGCCCAAGGGAAGCUUGCAAUCACUCUUGCACAGCACUAGCAAUGAAAGAAGACUACGAUGUAGAAGUUUGGAUUGGAGGAGAAGGAAGCAGAUACUCUUUGGUGCAGCAAAUGGACUCAACUACAUCCAUUCAUUUCCGGUGCGACCACUGCUGGUCCAUGCAAAUAUCAAGCCGUCGAAUAUUCUCAUCGACGAGCACGGCAACGCGUGCAUCUCCGAAUGCGGCCUUAUGAGGUUCGCGGCGAGCACCAACACCCAAUAUUUUGUCCCGUCCUUUCCUUCGAAUCUGUUCUAUGAGGCGAGCUCAGCGUGGCACGGGCACAGGCCGGCCCCCGAGCUGUCGGGCAGGCGAGGGACGGCGACGCAGGAGUCGGAUGUUUACAGCUUCGGAAUGGUGCUUCUCGAGGUGGUGAGAGAUCAUAAGGAUGUGGAGGAGAGUAGUGGAGGAGACGGGGAGUGUGAGGGGGAGGUGAUGGGGAUGGCGAAGGUUGGCAUGCUGUGCACUGCUGAGAGGCCUGAAGACAGGCCCAAAAUGAGUCAAGUUGUGAGGAUGAUUAGCGAGUUCUUGUAAAUAUAUAUAUGAACUAUUAUGAUCUUCUUUAAUUUAUUAGUGGAGCUGCGCUGUGAGUUCUCCAGCUUUUAGCUAGUAUAUAUACCAAGAAAGAAGAAAUUACUAUCCUU
Molecule: messenger RNA, 1881 nt
Organism: Ananas comosus (pineapple)
Lineage: Eukaryota; Viridiplantae; Streptophyta; Magnoliopsida; Poales; Bromeliaceae
Product: probable leucine-rich repeat receptor-like protein kinase At1g68400
Exons: 2
Coding region: 11-1771 (586 amino acids)
Biological process (GO): protein phosphorylation
Molecular function (GO): ATP binding; protein kinase activity
Source: RefSeq, a predicted model, not a curated record